Messenger RNA from Trichosurus vulpecula (common brushtail), 4443 nucleotides. RefSeq names its product solute carrier family 6 member 1 (gene SLC6A1). Gene Ontology annotation, molecular function: gamma-aminobutyric acid:sodium:chloride symporter activity. Gene Ontology annotation, cellular component: plasma membrane; cell surface; axon. The transcript has 17 exons. Gene Ontology annotation, biological process: sodium ion transmembrane transport; neurotransmitter transport. The coding region runs from base 279 to 2150 and encodes 623 amino acids. Lineage: Eukaryota; Metazoa; Chordata; Mammalia; Diprotodontia; Phalangeridae. The record is from RefSeq and is a predicted model, not a curated record.
CCCGGCCCCGACCCUGGUCCUGGCCGCAGUAAUAUUGGCAGUACAUGUGGAUGGAACCUCACCCAGGCCGACUGACAACACAAACAUUACAGGAGCUGAGGCCCAUUUCCAGGAUCCUUGUGUUCUGACCAUUCCCAUCAUUCCCUCUCCUGCAUUGAUCCCAGCAAACUUUUGACUCCCUAGUUGGGUGAUUGAGGGCUGCAAAGCUGCUGUCCACGUGGACUGGGGCUGAUAUCUCCCGUCCAUCUGCCAGGGCCUCCCCAUCCAAACCCAGAGACAUGGCGACCAAUGGGACCAAGAUUGCAGAUGGGCAGAUUUCCACUGAGGUCAGUGAGGCCUCCAUCACCAACGACAAGCCCAAGACGUUGGUGGUGAAAGUGCAGAAGAAGAAAUCAACAGACCUUCCUGAACGGGACACCUGGAAAGGCCGAUUUGACUUCCUCAUGUCCUGUGUGGGCUAUGCCAUAGGACUGGGGAAUGUUUGGCGCUUUCCUUAUCUCUGUGGAAAGAAUGGUGGUGGGGCAUUUCUGAUCCCUUACUUCCUAACUCUCAUCUUUGCUGGAGUGCCUCUCUUCCUUCUGGAGUGUUCCCUGGGCCAGUACACAUCGAUUGGAGGCCUCGGGGUUUGGAAGCUUGCUCCAAUGUUCAAGGGUGUAGGGCUGGCUGCUGCUGUGUUAUCCUUUUGGCUCAAUAUUUACUACAUUGUCAUCAUCUCUUGGGCCAUCUACUACCUGUACAACUCAUUCACCACAACACUUCCCUGGAGACACUGUGAAAAUUCCUGGAACACAGACCGCUGCUUCUCCAACUACAGCAUCGUAAACACCACCAACAUGACCAGCGCUGUGGUGGAAUUCUGGGAGCGCAACAUGCAUCAGAUGACAGAUGGAUUAGAGAAGCCAGGACAGAUCCGAUGGCCACUCGCCAUCACCCUGGCCAUCGCCUGGAUCUUGGUGUAUUUUUGUAUCUGGAAAGGUGUUGGCUGGACUGGAAAGGUGGUCUACUUCUCUGCCACGUACCCAUACAUCAUGCUCAUCAUUCUGUUCUUCCGAGGAGUGACACUGCCUGGAGCCAGAGAGGGCAUCCUUUUCUACAUCACUCCCAACUUUGGCAAACUGUCUGACUCAGAGGUGUGGCUGGAUGCAGCAACUCAGAUCUUCUUCUCCUAUGGUCUGGGUCUUGGAUCCCUCAUCGCCCUGGGAAGUUACAACCCAUUCCACAACAAUGUCUACAGAGACUCCAUCAUUGUUUGCUGUAUCAAUUCCUGCACCAGCAUGUUUGCUGGCUUCGUCAUCUUCUCCAUCGUGGGCUUUAUGGCAAAUGUGACCAAGAGACCAAUUGCUGAUGUUGCAGCUUCAGGUCCGGGGCUGGCAUUCUUGGCAUACCCAGAAGCAGUAACCCAACUGCCCAUCUCCCCACUGUGGGCCAUCCUCUUCUUCUCCAUGCUGCUCAUGCUGGGCAUUGACAGUCAGUUCUGCACUGUGGAAGGGUUCAUUACAGCCCUGGUCGAUGGCUUUCCCAAAAUUGCUCCGAAGCCGAAGGAGCUCUUCAUUGCCAUGGUGUGUAUUGUCUCCUACCUGAUUGGUCUUUCCAACAUCACUCAGGGGUGGGAUUUUGUGUUCAAGCUUUUUGAUUACUACUCAGCCAGCGGAAUGAGCCUCCUCUUCCUGGUGUUCUUUGAAUGUGUUUCUAUCUCCUGGUGCUAUGGUGUCAACCGGUUUUAUGACAACAUCCAGGAGAUGGUUGGCUCCCGGCCCUGCAUCUGGUGGAAACUCUGCUGGUCCUUCUUUACUCCAAUCAUUGUGGCGGGUGUCUUCAUUUUCAGUGCAGUACAGAUGACUCCACUCACCAUGGGCAAUUACGUAUUCCCCAAGUGGGGGCAAGGCGUGGGCUGGUUCAUGGCCUUGUCUUCCAUGGUCCUUAUCCCUGGCUAUAUGGCUUACAUGUUCCUGACCUUAAAGGGCUCUUUAAAGCAGCGCCUCCAGGUCAUGAUUCAGCCCAGUGAAGAUAUAGUUCGUCCAGAAAAUGGGCCAGAGCAGCCCCAGUCAAGCAAUUCGGCCAAACAAAGAAGCCUACAUCUAGCAGGUUGCCCGUGGCACCAAGACCAAGAGGACGCUGGAGAAAACUAUCACUCAAUCCAACCUGGUUGAACAUGACCACAAAUUGAUGUCUGAAGAUACUAUCGAUCAACCUACCUCUAGUGGCAAAAAGAGACCAUCACCACUCAAAGGGAAGUGACGUGGGGACUGUCAGAUCAUUUGGUGGGCUCCAGUGGGUAGAAACGACUGGCGGCUUUCCAGCAAUCCACAGACUGUUAAUGUUUUUAAUCCUUUCUCAAUAAGAAUUGAAUUAUUGUGGAAUUUGUAAUUAACAAAUAGGGCAUUUUUAUCCCACCUUGUGGCACAACCAAUGCUUUGAGGUUCUGUGCUAUGGAUUUUUUCAUCCUUUUCGUGACCUAUUUCUUACCCACGACUGUUAUCUCUGACUUUGCAGGAGUUCAAUUCCAUUUGAAAGCUGUUUUGUACGUGUGAAUACAGUAUUUUGUAUGCUGAAGAUUUCCAGGGAAAGCUUGCCCUUAAGGUGUCCAACCAGCUCUGUUCUUGGGUUAUUUCUUGCAUUCUUCUCUCUUUGAGGCAGCUUAAGCAGAGUGACGUUAACCACCCGCCCCAAAUCACAUCAGGAAGGUCGGUUUCUUAGAGCACAGUCUUAAUCCUUCCCUAGAGCUGUUCGAAGCAAAACUUUCCAUCCCCAAAAGGAAACUGCCAAUCAGGCUUUUCUAAUGAUCAGCCUGUUUCUCUCUUUCUUGCCCAUAUGGGUGCAGGAAACACAAAAGGAUUUUUUUCCAACCAUUCCAGGGACAAAAAUGUCCCAUUGCUGAAAGUCAGCAGAGGUGGUGCCAUCAUAUGUUGGUCCUAAGAUGCCUGACUAAAAGUACAAAACAGCUGCAGAUUUAGCCAAAUUAAAAGGGCCUGCCCAAGGCUCAGCUCUGACCUGUUUGUUCAUUCACUUCUCCCUAUCAUUCUUGAGUUCUAUAAAGGGGUAAAGGGCUUUCCUCCAUCCCCUCCCUGCUGAUGCCAGUCUGGUCUCCAAGGCCCUAACAAAGUCAAAUGUUAUGCCAAGGACCCCAGUGGCACUUUGAAGAUUUAAAACACACACAUGCACACAACCUUUUGGUUUGGGGGACUUGGGUUGUUCUGCCUUUUUGUUUCCUUUUGAUGGCAUUUGUUGCAGUGACAGUGUCAGUAGCAGUGGCAAGAUGAUGGUGGCCAUGGCGUGAGGACAGUUUCUCAGUAAAAUACUAAAAUUCCAUUCACAGAGCUUUUCUCCUUUGGCAGCUCCAAGUAAGACAUCUGAAAAUUGAAGGAUUCCAGUGUCUGAUUGAGAGAGAGAACUGUGUGAUGCAGCAUGUUUUCGCGACCAACUUUCUGUGCAUCAUAAAUAAGUCCUUAGCGAGCCCACGAACUGCAUAGGGCAAACCUGUGACAAAUAUGGUAACUAACUGUGACUCAGUUUAUCUUUUUGUCGUUUUUGUCUGAAGGUGACCAACAUAUACCCAUUCUUGCAAUAAAGUAUUAUUCUCAGAAUGUUAAGCACAUUAUUGUAGAAAACACAUAUAUACAUAUAAAUAUAUAAAUACACACAGUACAUACACAUCUAUUCUGCUUGCAUCAUACCCAGUCUCACUUUGCAAAACAUUGUUCAAUAGUUUUGAAACCAUUUCCAAGCUGUAAUAUAGCCUCAACCAUAAGGCAUUUUAAAUGUCGAUAGCUGAACUUACUAUGAAACAAAGACAUCUUAUAAAUCUUUGGGGUUUAAGAUAAAAAAAAAGAAGCCCACCACAGUAUAAUCUCAUGCUAUCCGGCCAUCAUUUCCAUGCUGUCUCUGGACUGCCAUUAGAAAAAAAAUAAAACCUCUUCCACCUUUUCUCUUGUGUUAAAUGUUAAGCAGAUCCCAUGUUGUUCUAAGCUCAUUGUCAAGUAUUUCAUGUGUGACUGUAAACAUUUGUAAGAAAGAUGUCUAGCAGGAAGUCCCUGAGCUGGAUUCUGCCCAGACAUCUCAUAUAUAGCACAAAAUUAGUGUUGUAGCCCUCCCUGUGUGAACUGUGAAUAACUGUAACUUUUUGUAGUAUCUGCCCUGAAAGAAAAAAAGAUAUUGUAUUAUCAUAUAUGCUUUUUGCAAUAAGGAAUUUAUUCUCAGAAACACCAAGCAAAUUUAUCUCUAUAUAAAAAUAUAUAUGUAAUAUAUACAUAAAAAUAUAUACAGAGCCUGUUAAAAGAGUACAGUAUUAUUUAGAAGGAAAGAAAAGACCUGUUCUAUGGACCAAAUGAAAAUAUUAUAAAUGAAAAUGCAUUUUAACUGUCUAAAAUGGUGUCAUAAUUAAAGCACGAUUGUUAUGUAAGUUUCCAAGAGUCUAGAGAGACAAUAAAGGUACAUUAUAUGAUA